Neurospora tetrasperma FGSC 2508 is the source of this 2211-nucleotide messenger RNA. RefSeq lists its product as uncharacterized. The record is from RefSeq and is a predicted model, not a curated record. The transcript is spliced from 3 exons. Bases 1 to 2211 code for a protein of 736 amino acids. NCBI's taxonomy places the organism in Eukaryota, Fungi, Ascomycota, Sordariomycetes, Sordariales, Sordariaceae.
AUGUCGAUGGAGGCCAUGUUAGAUGAGGAGCGGAAAGAAGUUCUUGCCUUGCUGGAAGGACCCAACGGACAGGGAUCGCGUUCUCGAGCUGGAAGUAUGUUCGAAGACCGCUCACCCUCACCCUUCACGACGCCACGGACUUCCGUGCGCAGCAUGCUAGAUAUUGGUGAUGACCACCUUUCUGCUGGCUCCCCCCUCCCCCCUCCCAUUUCCCCCGUGCUCUCUCAUGCUAAGACCGCUUCGUCAUAUCUAGCCCCGGUACGAAGUAUGCUGGACAUCGCCCCUGGCCCGGCAAAACCCGUCCGCAGUAUGCUCGACAUCCCGGCCGCCACCAGCUCCAGAACGCCACUCAGCAAUCCUAACUCGCCUAUAGAACCCAAAUCCUACAAGGGCCCGCACCCACGCAGCUUGUCGGAUGCAGGAAUCAAGCCGGUCGAGUUUGGCCCCAGGGCCUCGGCGCGGUCGAACCCGAUGAACAGCUACCAGUUCGGCGACAUUAUCACCAACCCCAACCACACCGGUCAGGCCCUUCCCAAGCGAGUCACACAGGGCGGAAAGCGCCAGAGUUCGUCAAUGGUUGAGGUUAUGAAGAGCAACGACGUCAGCAAUCUGGUCCUUCCCAGCGAGAGGGGACGUCACACCUCGCUCCCUGGCCCCGGUGUCUCGGCAGCGCGACCCUCGAAUAAGUCCAAAUCCAAGUCCCCACAUGGUCGCUCCGGCAUGCGUUCCAAGUCGCCCCACGAGUUGUUGGCCGAGCGACAACUUAGCCCUGCAGGACGUGCCUUGCUCGACGAAGCUUUGGAUUACAAGAUGAAUACCGCGUACAGACACCUAUCGGAUGCGGCUCUUGUCAGGUCGGGGGGUAACCUGGCAGAAGUGACACUACGAAAAAAGUCGGACGAUGCGCCUGGAAGUGGGAGAUUGGUUAAGGACUAUAUGGGCCCGGAUGGGGAACCUUUGGUGGAAGAUAGUAGUGAAGACAAUGAGAGUUCGUCCGAAGGCGAGCUAGACAGGGGCAGGAAAGCCGCUCGGAAUACCACUGAAACCAAGGCAAAGCAAGCUCCAGAGCUUGCGCAAGGAAACAGGCAGGUUAAGAGCUUAUUGGCUGCGGCAGAGGAAGAACGCAUUCAGGUGGAAAAGCAACAGCCUCAGUACACAUACCGAUCCCUUCUUGACGAACCCGCAAUCACGGUAACCGGACCGUCAGGGCGAACCCGCAAGCCUGGAGUGCACCCUGCGACGAGCUUUGACCUCCCGUCAUCCGGAUCACGCACCCCUAUGGAUUCCGACACUGAGGCGGAUCUUACCGAUAUCAAGCGCGCCCAGAAGCUGUCGUUCGCGGUGACCCAAAUCAUCAGCCAGCCCGAGGUGCAUCGAACCAUCCAAAUCAUUACGCGUGGCGAUUACUCCCAGCUGGUUCAGGAGACGCAGGACGAGCACAACCAGCCACGCAAAUAUCUGGUCGCCACCGACCUUAGUGAGGAGUCGACACACGCUCUGGAAUGGGCUAUCGGCACAGUUCUCAGAGACGGGGACACCCUCAUAGCUAUUUACUGUGUGGACGAAGAAACAGGCAUUCUCGGCGCCGACGGCAACUCGCUCGCAGCAAGCAUGGUCCCCGACGACCCCAAGGCCAUGAGAGAGACAGCCACAGCGCUCGACAGAAUGGCCAAUAGCAAGAGCGCCAUACAAAACGGAGGAGGCGCGGGCAGCCUCUCUCCCUUGGCAGCAACGAGCAUGGAGGCAUCGGGCAUGCUAUCAACAGGCAACAGCUCAUCGGCUAUUGGCGAGGAUCCAUCGCCGACGCCGUCGCACUCGAGCCGGGAGCGCAGCAGGGCCGAGGAGGAGAGAUACCGCGCGGUUCAGGAGAUUAGUGAUCGAGUGACCAAGCUGUUGCGCAAGACGAGGUUGCAGGUGCGGGUGAUUGUGGAGGUGUUGCAUUGCAAGAACCCAAAGCAUCUGAUUACGGAGGUGAUUGAUCAUGUGAACCCGACGCUGGUGAUUUUGGGGAGCAGAGGAAGGAGUGCGCUCAAGGGUGUCAUCCUCGGCUCCUUCUCCAACUACCUUGUCACCAAGAGCUCGGUCCCUGUCAUGGUGGCCAGGAAACGCCUCAGGAAGCAGAGCAAGUACAAGAGGCUACCAGCGACGCACCAGGUCAACAAUAUCAAUAACCCAACGGCGAGGAGCUUGGCCAGCGCAAAGAUUGAUUAG